AUGGAGCUAUUACAGCUAAAACGGAAAGCUAGUAUUGAACAGGGAUUGUCAAUCACUUCAAAAGAGUCAUACAAAGCUCGUCUUUCAAAUCCUGUGCGUGCUAACGAUUUUGGAACCAUAAUGUCAUCAAAACGUGGUAAAUAUGAGCGUAGAAUUCGAUCGGCUAAACUAAGAGCAAGAUCAGAACUUGGCGAUUCGCCACAUAGUUGGUAUUCUUGUAAAUAUGCGGAUAACUUCAACUUGUCUCUAAGUACUGUCCAUGAUUGUUGUCCACGUAUUGAUGCUUGCCAAGUUGCUUAUGAAGAAUUCGUAGCUGAAUAUGAACGUCCUUACCAGCCUGUCGUAAUUCAAAACGCCCAAACAGAUUGGAAGGCUGAUGAAAAUUGGACACUAAAGCUUUUGGAUAAAAAGUAUCACAAUGAGAGGUUCAAAUGUGGUGAAGAUGAUAAAGGUUGUUCUGUUAAAUUAAAAAUGAAGUAUUUUAUUCGAUAUAUGAAGGAAAACGAAGAUGAUAGUCCGUUGUAUAUAUUUGAUGCGAACUAUGGAGAACAUUCAAGGCGUAAAAAGUUAUUAAAUGAUUAUAUGAUAUGUCGGUAUUUCAAAGAAGAUUUAUUUUCUCUGGGUGGAGAGAAAACGCGACCUCCUUAUAGAUGGUUUGUAAUGGGUCCGCCACGUUCUGGCACGGGUAUACAUAUUGAUCCUCUUGGAACUAGUGCUUGGAAUGCAUUAGUAAAAGGAUACAAAAGGUGGUGUUUGUUUCCGCCACGAACUCCAAAAGAACUGGUUAAACCAAAACCGUCUGAUGGUGGCAAGAAUCGGAACGAAGCCAUCUCUUGGUUCGUGUAUGUAUAUCCACGCACACAAGCAUCUGACUGGCCAUCGGAGUACGCCCCUCUUGAAAUACUUCAAUGUCCUGGAGAGACGGUCUUCGUUCCUGGUGGUUGGUGGCAUGUUGUUCUUAAUUUAACUAACACCAUUGCUGUUACGCAAAACUUUUGCAGUUCUAUUAACUUUCCUAUUGUGUGGCACAAAACUGCACGGAAAAGACCAAAAUUUGCUAAAAGGUGGUUAGCUGCUCUCAGAAUUAAUCGACCUGAUUUAGCGAAGAUCGCAGACAACAUAAAUCUCUCUGAGCACUUUCCGGAUGUCCCUUCAUCUUCAUCAUCAUCUUGUUCAUCCUCAUCUUCUUCACGUUCGUCUUCAUAUUGCUCAACAUGCACUUCUACAAAUCAGUCUCCCGAAAAGAUGCAUCAAUCUAAUACGUCCGGGCUACAUUCAAUUUCACGGUCACCAACUCCAAAGCGUAGACGAUGA
Schistosoma spindalis is the source of this 1314-nucleotide messenger RNA. The record is from the annotation of a GenBank genome assembly. NCBI's taxonomy places the organism in Eukaryota, Metazoa, Platyhelminthes, Trematoda, Strigeidida, Schistosomatidae.